Brassica napus (rape) is the source of this 1155-nucleotide messenger RNA. RefSeq lists its product as uncharacterized. The transcript has a single exon. Bases 1 to 1155 code for a protein of 384 amino acids. The record is from RefSeq and is a predicted model, not a curated record. Lineage: Eukaryota; Viridiplantae; Streptophyta; Magnoliopsida; Brassicales; Brassicaceae.
AUGGCCGACAAGUCGAAGCCAAAUCAUGUAUGGAAGUUGGAGAAAGCCCUUUACGGUCUCAAGCAGGCUCCAAGGGCCUGGAAUGGUCGUUUCUCUUCGUACGUAGAACAACUGGGUUUUACAAAAAGCUCUAGCGAUAAUUCUCUUUUCAUCUACAGCAAAGGGAAAAACAUUGCCUAUCUCUUCCUUUAUGUCGAUGACAUACUGUUAACGGCAUCGUCACCGGCUCUGCGUCAACAUAUAACAACCUUACUGAAGAAAGAAUUUGAGAUGUCCGACGACGGGAAACUCAAAUACUUUCUUGGCAUAAAGGUUGACUACAAUGGCGAUGGCAUGCUCCUAUCACAGACAGCUUACGCAAAAGACAUUCUAAUUCGUGCCUCAAUGCAAGAAUGCAACCCUGUAAGUACUCCAGUCGAUCUCAAAUCAAAGCUAUCUCAAGACAGUGGCGACAAAGUUGAUGAUCCAACACUCUAUCGGAGUCUCGCCGGCGCGCUCCAAUACCUCACUCUAACACGUCCAGACAUCCAGUACGCGGUGCAACAACUCUGUCUCUUCAUGCAUGACCCACGGGCCUCUCACCUCAAUGCCUUAAAAAGGGUAUUACGCUACCUAAAAGGCACCAUUACAGACGGCUUACAGCUCUACAAAUCCAGCACAACCACCCUCACUGCCUACACAGAUGCAGAUUGGGCUGGGUGUCCCGACACUCGACGUUCCACCUCCGGUUACUGCAUUUUCUUGGGCAGCAACCUAGUAUCUUGGUCAUCAAAACGACAAGACACAGUUUCACGAUCUAGUGCCGAAGCUGAAUACAAAGGAGUUGCAAAUGUCGUAGCUGAAACCUGCUGGAUAAGGAACCUUCUUCUCGAACUCAAAUUUCCUAUUUCCACAGCCACAUUGGUGUAUUGCGACAACAUAAGCGCAGUUUAUCUCUCCACCAACCCGGUAAAGCACCAACGAACAAAACAUGUAGAAAUAGAUAUACAUUUUGUUCGUGAGAAGGUCGCAAUGGGUCAGGUCCGAGUUCUACAUGUUCCAUCCUCUUCUCAGUUCGCGGAUAUCUUCACUAAAGGUCUUCCAACGUCUCUCUUCAACGAAUUCAAAACCAGUCUUUCCGUUAGAAGGCCCAACGAUAAGACUGAGGGAGGGUGA